This is a messenger RNA of Choloepus didactylus (southern two-toed sloth), 3298 nucleotides long. Its product is annotated as zinc finger protein 134-like. NCBI's taxonomy places the organism in Eukaryota, Metazoa, Chordata, Mammalia, Pilosa, Megalonychidae. The record is from RefSeq and is a predicted model, not a curated record. Gene Ontology annotation, biological process: regulation of transcription by RNA polymerase II. The transcript is spliced from 2 exons. Gene Ontology annotation, molecular function: RNA polymerase II cis-regulatory region sequence-specific DNA binding; DNA-binding transcription factor activity, RNA polymerase II-specific. The coding region runs from base 643 to 1368 and encodes 241 amino acids.
CUGCUCUUGGUUGGAUACGCGGGAGCAGAGGGUUGGGACGCUGGGUCAGGCCCGAUGUGAGGGACCCGGAAAGGCGCGGGAGGAGGCCCUGUCCCUGCUGCACAGAGGCGGGUCCGAGGCUUGGCGGUGGCGGCGUCCGCGCUCUCGGUGACCCCGCCGUGGCCGGGCUGCCCGGUGAGGUCCGCAGGUUGUUGGCAUGGAGUAGAGGAUGAAGAGGCACCUUCUGAGCAGAGUACUUCUGUAGAAGGCAUAUCACAGGUUAGUACUUCCAAGGAAAGUUCGUCCGCCCAGACAGUCCAUCCUUGUGUCAUGUAGCCCCAUCUUGAAAGAUAUUUUGCACUUGACUGAACACCAGGACAUAUACCACGGACUGAAAUCUUAUAUGUGUGGGGCAUGUGGAAGAAAAUUCUAUUUUAGGGCAAACCACAACCACCAGAAGCAGUACAAUGUAGAGAAGGCAGGUCCUUGUUUGUAAAGAACUGCAGAGUUUGUGAAGAACUUCUCACAUCAGAGAAACACUUUACAUGUGAAGAGGAAUUGAACUUCCUCACUGGUUCAAGCAGUCUCCAGACAGAGGCCACCCACAGCAAGAGGAAGAUACCAAGAAGCGCUGAGAGUGGGAAGGCCUUUCACAAGGGACAAAUGCAUUACAAGUGCAGUGAAUGUGGCAAAGCUUUCAGUCGCAAAGACACACUUGUUCAGCACCAGAGAAUCCACACUGGAGAAAGGCCUUACGAGUGUGGUGAAUGUGGGAAAGCCUUCAGCCGCAAAGACAACCUUGUUCAGCACAAGAGAAUCCACACUGGAGAAAUGCCUUAUAAGUGUGGCGAAUGUGGGAAAUGUUUUAGCCAUCACUCCAACCUUAUUGUACACCAGAGAGUUCACACUGGAGCAAGGCCUUACAAAUGCAAUGAAUGCGGGAAAGUCUUCAGACACAAGUCUACACUUGCUCAGCAUGAGAGUAUCCACACUGGAGAAAGUCCUUAUAGUUGCAGUGAAUGUGGGAAAUCAUUUAGCCACAAAUAUAGCCUCAUUAAACAUCAAAGGAUCCACUCUGAGGCAAGGCAUUAUGAGUGUGUUGAAUGUGGGAAAUUCUUUAGCCAAAGCUCUGAUCUUAUGGCACACCAGAGGGUUCACACUGGUGAAAGGCCUUAUGUGUGCAGUGAAUGUGGGAAAGACUUUAUCAGAAGCUCUCACCUUGUUCGGCACAAAAAAGUACACACUGGAGAAAGGCCAUAUGAGUGCAGUGAAUGUGGGAAAGCCUUCAGCUCAAACUCUCACCUUGUUCGGCACCAGAAAAUUCACUCUGUGAGAAGGCAUUGGGAGUGCUGGGAGUGUGCUUUAUUAUCUUCUUGUUCAACACAAUAGAAGGGCACACACAGAAGCUCUGGGGUUAGCCUUUGAGAGGAAGCUGUCAGACAGAUACUGAACCUCAUGUCUCGAACAUCCACACUGGGGAGAUAUCUAACGAGUGUCAGGUAUGGUGUGCUUUCAGGAAAUAAGUUGCACUUUCUAACCUGCUCAGGUUCUUGCCAGAGUUAUGUCACUGCCAAUACCUGUGGCUAAAACCAUGUCAACUUUACCAGCUGUUGUGACAUUACUCACUCCAGCAUCCUCAGGGAAGGCAGAAUUCUGUACAUUCCCUCACCAGUUCCUGGAAGGAAUCUUGAGAAAAUUUUCAAUGGGGGAACCUCAUUUCCUCCUCUCUGGUUGCUAUAAGUGUGGACAUGACCCAUCUUUGGCCAACAGGCUCUGAACUGUGUUCUGGUGCUGGUUUGCAGAGCUUUACUUUCUUCAUGGGCAUUGUUGGUCCUAAGUGAUGCUGGUGAUGGAUAUUUCUAGCCUCCAAUCACCCUGUCUGGAAACUGCUUGCCUCAUAUUGCUCUGGUUUUUGUGCUAAUGGACUUAUUUGUUGUUCAGGUCCCUUUUAAUCUUGGGGUUCUUUGGUAUGGGAACAGAAUUAUGCUCUGCCCAACUGAAGAGGGCCUCCAGCUUUGUGUGCCUCAGAUGGGAGAGCAGGUUGGCAGAGAAGAGUUCUCAGUCCAUUUUUGGUGUUAUUUUCUGUUUCUGACAAAAGCUUUUUAGGCAAGAAUGCAGGGCUUUGUGGGCAUAAUCUGUUUUGGAUUCCAAAGUUAUUUGAAGGCCCAGAUAUCACCUUGAGGAAGAGUCAGUUGUUGUGGAUACCUCCAAUUUGUUGGAGAGCAGCAUGAUUUGGGUGUUUUGUUUUAGGAGGAUGUCCCAUUUUCACAGCACUCUUGAGGGGAAGCUGUUCCUCAGGAUCUGCCAAAGUGCCAUGUGCCCUGAUGGCCAGAAUCUGGUAUUCAGAUGGUGAUUGUCAGACUCCAAGUGUCCAGGAAGGAACCUAAAUUGGUACAGAAACAGUGGGUGUGAUGAGAGAGGAUGUGCCCAUUUUCAAAGUGUAUCUACAAGUACUCCAGUUUUGGUAGCUGUACAGGGUGAGUGUGUACAGAAAUUCUCAGGAUCUCUUUCUGGCCAAGGCCACUGGCAGAGCCAAGACUGUAAAGGUUUCCUGGAUUCCUGUCACCUUCCUGACAUUAGGUUUACCUAAUGUCUUUGCUGCACUGGCGGGAACCUUGGGACUCAGAGAAGAGAAAUCAUAUAGACCAAGAAUGCAAUUUUUAUAGCUAUCCAGAGUUCCUGGUGACUCAGGGGAAAUGGCCUUUUUUGCUUGCCAGUUUUUUCCUGUCACUGAGGAAGACAUAUGUUUCCCAAGGCACAAGGAGUGGGAUGGAGUUACUAUAUAGUUACCCGAGCUUCUGGUUUCUCAAAAGAAGUAUUUUAUGUGGAAUUGUUUUGUUAAAGCUUUAUUGAGGACAACAUGCAGUAAACCACACAUUCUUAGAGUGUACAAUUUGCUAAGUGUCGUUGAUUCAUGUGGUCACCUAUGAAACUGUCACCCUAGGCAGGGUGAUGAACAUUUCUGUGAUCUCCAAAGUCACCUCAUGCCCUCUUGUAAUGCCUCUCUCCCUGCCCUUCCUAAUCCUUCGUCCCUUGAUUUACUCCCACUAAAGAUAAAUUUAACUUUUCUAGAAUUUUAUGUAAGUGAAACCAUAAAGUGUUUAUUUUGUCAGCUGUCUUUCAUCCAGCAAGUUGUGUAUAUGAACAGUUCGUUCUCUGUAUUGCUAUUGUAGCAUUCUGUUGUACAGAUAAACCAAAAUUUAUCCAUUUGUCUGUUUUUCAAGUUUUAGUUAUUAGAAAUAAAGCUGCUACAAAUAAUUAUAUACAAAGUCUCUGUGGAUAUUUAGCUAAGGAAAUUUUCAAACUAAGUAUCAAAAGU